Molecule: messenger RNA, 3803 nt
Organism: Musca vetustissima
Lineage: Eukaryota; Metazoa; Arthropoda; Insecta; Diptera; Muscidae
Gene: syd
Product: JNK-interacting protein 3
Exons: 17
Coding region: 29-3700 (1223 amino acids)
Biological process (GO): vesicle-mediated transport
Cellular component (GO): cytoplasm
Molecular function (GO): MAP kinase scaffold activity; JUN kinase binding; signaling receptor complex adaptor activity
Source: RefSeq, a predicted model, not a curated record
AAAGGAAACAAGAAAAAACAUUACAACCAUGGAUAACGACGACACGUUACUCAACAAUCGUGGUCCUCAGCCUGGUGCUGAGACCGUCUAUGGCACCGAUGACAACAAUAUGGUCAUGUCUGAAAAGAACGAACAGGUUGUCAGCAUCGUGCAACAAUUGGCCGGAAGUAUUUAUCAAGAGUUUGAACGCAUGAUAAACUGUUACGAUGAAGAUGUGGUAAAGAAUCUAAUGCCAUUGUUGGUUAACGUGUUAGAAUGCCUGGAUGCAUCAUAUCGGAUAAAUCAAGAGCAGGAUGUUGAAUUAGAAUUGCUGAGGGAAGACAAUGAACAGCUGGUGACACAAUAUGAACGGGAGAAAAGUGCAAGGAAGCAGGCUGAACAAAAGCUGCUGGAAUCAGAAGAUUUGGCUGAACAGGAAAACAAAGAACUGGCAAGUCGCUUGGAGUCACUAGAAAGUAUAGUACGAAUGUUAGAAUUAAAGCAUAAAAAUAGUUUAGAACAUGCCAGCCGUCUGGAGGAACGUGAAUCCGAUUUAAAAAAGGAAUACAAUAAACUCCAUGAACGGUAUACCGAACUAUUUAAAAAUCAUGUAGAUUAUAUGGAACGUACCAAAAUGUUAAUGGGUUCAACCCAUUCUCAAAUGAGCUCAACAUCAGAACGUCUGGAAUUGAGUCGGGCAAGAUUAAAUCCAGUUGCAAGAUCAUCUGGUCCUGUAUCAUUCGGUUUCGCAUCAUUAGAAAAUUCCGCCAUGUUAGAUACCGAAACAAUUUGCAGUGUUGGCAGCAAUUCGGAUGAUUCCGGACCACCAUCAUUACAAAAUGAAUUUGAUAAUCUACAGACGGUAGAGAGGGCGGCUGAAACCGAUACAUUGCAGCAACAAAAUCAAGCCACCUCACCACAAAGUGAUAGUAGUCCCACAUUGCCAAAUAUACCAUCUAACGUUGGUCGUACGACUACGAAAAAGGAACAACGCUCUGCCAAUACCUUAUACCAAGAGCUGUCCUUUCAAGAUAAUGAAGAGAGCGAAGAUAACGAAAUUGUUACAGGGAGCUGGGUACAUCCUGGGGAAUAUGCUUCUUCAGCUAAUGACAACUACUUUGGCAUGGGCAAAGAGGUGGAGAAUCUCAUCAUGGAGAACAAUGAGCUCUUGGCUACUAAGAACGCUCUUAACAUUGUCAAAGAUGAUUUGAUAGCCCGAGUUGAUGAAUUAACCGGCGAAAUUGAAAUCUUACGUGAAGAAUUGAAUGCCAUGCAACAGUCAAGGAACAAAUUACGUACCAAAGUCCAAGAAUUGGAGGAAGAAUUGAAAAAGACCAAAGAACAGGUUAAGCAACAAUCCGACAAUGACCAAGACGAGAAUGAUGUGCCCUUGGCCCAACGUAAACGUUUUACACGUGUCGAAAUGGCCAUGGUACUCAUGGAACGUAACCAGUACAAGGAACGUUUAAUGGAACUGCAAGAGGCUGUGCGUCUAACCGAAAUUCUAAGGGCAUCACGUACCGUAGAUAAUUUAGAUAAGAAAUCAAAGCAAAGCAUUUGGAAGUAUUUUAGUAAUCUUUUUACCCCCUCUAAUCGCCCACCAGAACGUGUCAGCGAUGGCCAAGGGGGUGGACCUAUUUUUCGUUACUCAAGCCCAUCCCACUCCCAUGGAUCCCCCAGUCGAAAUAGCGACAGUCGCCUUGCCAUAACUGGCGGUCGCGAUGGUCCCCUACCACACCCGGCAAGCGCUGGCCUAGCCAAUGCUUUGCCCAACAAAGAUUACACCGAAGAGGGUACGUCGGAACGGGCCAGAGCCAGACGUCAUGAACAAUAUCGCCAGCUGCGAGCUCAUGUCCAAAAAGAAGAUGGCCGCUUACAUGCAUACGGCUGGAGUCUGCCAGUGAAUAAAACAGAAAAGGAACCCCAAACACGACAUUCUGGUGGUGUACCAGUGCCAGUCUAUUGCAAUCCCUUGGCCGAGGCAUCGCCGCACAUGAAAGUAUUUUGUGCAGCUGGUGUUAAUCUUAAUGGUGGUUUCUUCAAAAAUGGCCAGUGUAUUAUACCAAGUAAUUCACCGUUUGCUCCUCGUUCUACCGCAAAAAUUGCCGAAAUAACUAGUCCCUCCGCUGAACAUUCGGCUGAGGCAUUAGAUCGACAAAUUACUCGAGCCAGCCUUGAACAUUUAGAACCGGAGACACAACUGACUCCCUAUGUCUGGAUAUGUACCAGCACGCAUGCAGCCAGUACUGUAACGGUUGUCGAUGCCAAUCAAUCGGCAUCGGUGUUAGAUGUGUUCCCGGUGUGUGCCUCCCAUUUAUUGUGCAUUGCCUCUGUUCCCGGUGCCAUGGAAAAAGACUAUGCCUUAUUGGAAAAUUCCGAAGUCAUAAAGGCUGGCGAAAUGCUGGAGAGGCCAGGCGAUGGGCCCGAAGGUCUCGGCAAAGUAGAAUUUGUACGUGUUAAACCAAAAUCGGAUAAAAACAGUAAUACCAAAGAUUCGGCUGAACCUGUCCUGGAGGUGAAUGCCGAAACGCCAGUCGAGGAAAAGGCUAAAGAAGCUACAGAAAAAUCCAAUGAACAGAACGGUACGGCGGUACCCAUUGAACCCUUGGGCAAUGUUAAUGAAAUCAAAAUACGUCAACCCAUACCCGGUGCUCCACAACGUCUUCGCAAUGAAACAAAUAAUGCCGCCAGCACGAAUGGCGAUGCGCUCACUACGGUGAACGCCACCAGCAACAACAACAAUUCAUUAAGCCAACAGCUACCUUUCUCAAAACCAAAUAAUCCCAUAUUGGGAACAAAGGAUCGCCAGGAGGAUGCCAUGAGUUCGGUUGGUCCAACCAUGUGGAUGGGUGCCCAGGACGGUUGGUUGUAUGUGCACAGUUCUGUUGGCCGUUGGCAUGAAUGCUUGCAUAAAGUUCACUUGCCGGAUGCCGUCCUAGCGAUAGUUCAUGUUGAAUCACGGGUCGUGGUGGCCCUUGCAAAUGCACAAUUAGCCGUGUUCCGUCGCCAAACAGACGGCCAAUGGGAUCUGAAUAGUUAUCAUCUAGUUACGCUAGGUGACCGUAAUCAUUCGAUACGUUGCCUCUGUGUGGCUGGCGAACGCAUAUGGGCCGCUCAUCGCAAUAAGAUAUUUAUUGUCGAUCCGAUUUCAUUGAAUGUCAUCCAUUCGCUGGAUGCUCAUCCGCGCAAAGAGAGCCAAGUACGACAGAUGGCGGCAACAGGUGCUGGUGUGUGGGUAUCGAUAAGACUGGAUUCCACAUUACGCCUGUAUAAUACCUACACAUUUGAACACAAACAAGAUGUUGACAUUGAACCGUAUGUUUCAAAAAUGUUGGGUACUGGAAAAUUGGGUUUCUCCUUUGUACGCAUAACGGCCUUAAUGGUCUCGUGUAAUCGCCUCUGGAUAGGCACAAGUAAUGGCGUUAUUAUUUCUGUACCUUUGUCGGAGGGUCAAGGCGAUCCCAGUACUCAAUUGCCAACAUGCUGUAUGGCAAAUGCUCAAUUGUCCUUCCAUGGACAUCGGGAUGCAGUUAAGUUCUUUGUGUCCGUACCAUUGCGACAAAAUAACAGCGCUCAAUUACAAUUUACUAACAAACGGCCCGAUAUGUUGGUAAUGUGUGGCGGUGAAGGUUAUAUUGAUUUUCGCAUAAGACAAGAAAGAUCUAUAACUGAUGCUAGUGAUAAUGCUGCGCAUUUGAUAGUUUGGAAAGUUGAUUCAUGACAAUGAUAUGGAGAAGAGCAUUAAUUUGGAGCAGAAUCAGACAAUCGAAAAUCGCGGUGACAAAAGUUAUUUGAUUGUGUGGCAUGUUAGUCAACGUUAAAAU